AUGCCACGCCCCAUCGCAAAGGUCGCCGACGGCGGCACAUUUCUGGUCGGCCUUGCAUCUGAGGUCAACGCUGGGAACAAGGCGAGGAAAGCUGCAAACAAAACAGCAGAAUCAGAAAGGCAGCAGCAGGGUGUUGCAAAUUAUCCCUCAACAUCGUCAUCAGGGCCUCAAUACUCCUAUGUGGAUGGUCCGCCUCCAUCGUAUGACGAUGCAGUCGAUGGGCACCCUGGACAAAACCCGCCCAAGUCCUUUGCCGAUAUGGGCGUACCAUUGCCGCACAGCUCUUUCUCACUCCAGCAAAGCGUCAACACGCCCAUUCAUCCGCUGCCAUAUCCGGUCAUUCUGCCACAGCGGCGACCAAACAACAGGAGCCGAGGCUUCGUGCAAGCUUAUCCGCCUGAUCUUGGGACUUACAAGGGCAUAGACGAAAUCACCUUCCUGCAAUUCCUGGCCGAGUUCCACAAGUCAUCUCAAGCGUCGAAAGCAUUCACCGCAGUCAAUGUCGCAGCUAUGGUCGCAGGCUUCACGCCUGGCAUGAUAGCGUUCGCGGUUUCCAAUGCUGUGGCAAUGACUUCUGCUGUUGGCCAGGAGUAUCAUGGGCGCUAUCGGACGAACUCAUACCUGGACAAGGCGAACGAGGAGUUCUUUCAUCCGCGAAACUUGCACUGUAUGGUAAUGACGUUCAAGCGGGACGAUCCGAAUGUGCUCUUGGACAUCGACGGCCAGACCGGGUCGAGCAAAGGUGUCCAAGCAGGUGGCCCGAUCUCAAAGCUAUCGCUGAAGGCGAAGUCAUUGAUGGGCGCAGACAAGCCGAAAACGGAAGGCACUUUCAGGACAUCUGACGGUGUCACUGAGGGGGAGCUGAGCUUGCCACAAGCCGCUGAGUUGGUCUAUCCUACUGCUGCAACAGUGGCGGCUUUUCAAGAUGACAGCAGCAGUGAUGAUGAAGGGUCUGAGAAAGCGAAGAAACAGCCAUCAGUCUGGAAGACAAUGGGCAACUCAGCAGGAAACUACAUCGAUCGAAGGGAGCAGGCCAAGUUUGCCGCGGAGCAUGGCUCUGACUCGAGGCUCGCCAUGCCUGGCGCAACGGAUUCCUCGAACUUCGCCAGCAAGUACUCCGAUCCGAGUUAUGUGAAUCCUGUGACGUCGGGUCUGAGCAAUCUCAGCCUUCGCGGAUCUGGUCGAGACCGAGGCCUGGGCAACCGGUUGCAUGGAAUCUUCAAAAGCUCGAGACAGCCGUCUCCGAAUGCGGAAGCAUUUGAGCAACACCACGGCCAGGAUAUGAAAGCCCCUCAACUGCACAAGAAGAAGGGCGUUGGUCCGAUGCUCGGAACACUGAUGGCCGAAGAUGUACUGUAUUUGUUGAUCGCUGAGCUGCCGUCUAAGGAAGAGCGGAAUGCCAUCCUACAUCAAGCAACGUAG
Messenger RNA from Cyphellophora attinorum, 1422 nucleotides. RefSeq lists its product as uncharacterized. The transcript has a single exon. The record is from RefSeq and is a predicted model, not a curated record. Lineage: Eukaryota; Fungi; Ascomycota; Eurotiomycetes; Chaetothyriales; Cyphellophoraceae. Bases 1 to 1422 code for a protein of 473 amino acids.